Messenger RNA from Hipposideros armiger (great roundleaf bat), 2989 nucleotides. RefSeq names its product G protein subunit alpha i1 (gene GNAI1). The transcript is spliced from 8 exons. Gene Ontology annotation, molecular function: GTPase activity; G-protein beta/gamma-subunit complex binding; G protein-coupled serotonin receptor binding. The record is from RefSeq and is a predicted model, not a curated record. The coding region runs from base 47 to 1111 and encodes 354 amino acids. Gene Ontology annotation, cellular component: heterotrimeric G-protein complex; cytoplasm. Lineage: Eukaryota; Metazoa; Chordata; Mammalia; Chiroptera; Hipposideridae. Gene Ontology annotation, biological process: adenylate cyclase-modulating G protein-coupled receptor signaling pathway.
CGCGCGGACUUGAAGGGAGCGGCGGCAGCCUCUCGCUCCUGGCACCAUGGGCUGCACCCUGAGCGCCGAGGACAAGGCGGCGGUGGAGCGGAGUAAGAUGAUCGACCGGAACCUCCGCGAGGAUGGCGAGAAGGCGGCGCGCGAGGUCAAGCUGCUGCUGCUCGGUGCUGGUGAAUCUGGGAAAAGUACAAUUGUGAAGCAAAUGAAAAUUAUCCACGAAGCUGGUUAUUCGGAGGAGGAAUGUAAACAGUACAAAGCAGUCGUCUACAGCAACACCAUUCAGUCAAUUAUCGCUAUCAUUAGGGCCAUGGGGAGGUUGAAGAUAGACUUCGGUGACUCAGCUCGGGCUGAUGAUGCCCGCCAACUCUUCGUGCUUGCUGGAGCUGCUGAAGAAGGUUUUAUGACUGCAGAACUUGCUGGAGUUAUAAAGAGAUUGUGGAAAGACAGUGGCGUACAAGCCUGUUUCAACAGAUCCCGCGAGUACCAGCUUAAUGAUUCUGCAGCAUACUAUUUGAAUGACUUGGACAGAAUAGCACAACCAAAUUACAUCCCAACUCAGCAAGAUGUUCUCAGAACCAGGGUGAAAACUACAGGAAUUGUUGAAACCCAUUUUACUUUCAAAGAUCUCCACUUUAAGAUGUUUGAUGUGGGAGGACAGAGAUCUGAGCGGAAGAAAUGGAUUCAUUGCUUUGAAGGUGUGACCGCCAUCAUUUUCUGUGUAGCGUUGAGUGACUAUGACCUCGUCCUGGCUGAAGAUGAAGAAAUGAACCGAAUGCAUGAAAGCAUGAAGUUGUUUGACAGCAUAUGUAACAACAAAUGGUUUACAGAUACAUCUAUUAUACUUUUUCUAAACAAGAAGGAUCUCUUCGAAGAAAAAAUCAAAAAGAGCCCUCUCACUAUAUGCUAUCCGGAAUAUGCAGGCUCAAACACAUAUGAAGAGGCAGCUGCAUAUAUUCAGUGUCAGUUUGAAGACCUCAAUAAAAGAAAGGACACAAAGGAAAUAUACACCCACUUCACAUGUGCCACAGACACUAAGAAUGUGCAGUUUGUUUUUGAUGCCGUAACAGAUGUCAUCAUAAAAAAUAAUCUAAAAGAUUGUGGUCUCUUCUGAGUUUUGCAGUUAAUGGUAAAAUGCAUUUCCAAACCAAAUGAGUACUUAUAUGUGGAUCUCUCUAGACUAGAGUCUUGUAGCAACACAGAAUGUAGCAUAUGGAUAAUGUGUCUGGGACCUGACCAAAGUUGUUCUGUUUCGUUUUCUUUGACUGAAAGUAACAGAAAGACCUUUUCUUAAAUGUGAGAGGAGGUCCAGCAGUGUGAAACCAAGGACAGUGUUAAAGCUAGACUCUAGUGUAUUGAUGAUUUCUGCGUAAGUGUAAAUAUGCAAAUGUAUGUAUACAUGUAUUUAUAACUUUACUUUUUCACAUUACUUUUAGGUUUUAAGAGUGGCAACUGACAAUUCCAGUGUGAUGGCUUUGGAAAUAACAGAUAUAUUAAGUACUUUGUACUGAAGGACAGAUUAUUACUGCGUGUGCCAGUUUCAAACAGCUUUAUUUAUGUUCAUGGUCCUGUAAAUUUUUAAGUACAUUCAUUAAUAUUAGGACACAUUGCAGCCCUUAUCUUGAUUAUAUGUAUACUUGUAAUCAUAAAAAUGUUAUUUGUACAAACAUGGCACAGAUUAUUUUAAUAACAUGAUUUGUUCUUUCAAUUUAAUGUUCUUAAAGAUUGAAUAUCCCUGCCUUUGAAUCAGUUAUUUAAACAUUGUGUGCAUUUCAUGUUUUCUUUUAAGAGUGCAUGUUGAUCUGAUUCUACAUUAGAUUUGGUAUAAACUAAAUUUUCUUAUUUUGAGGAUAUACUGUCUUAGACUUAUUAUACUUAAUUUUUAUUCAGUUGGUUUGUUUUCACUUUGAAUUUUAAUAUUUGGAUGGUAUUCAUGCAUUUCCUUAAAGGUGAUGCCAGAUUAAUUUUUAUAUACUUAAGUAACUACCUUUUUAUUUAUAACUAUGUUUAGGUGGAUGGUGAGAGAUUUUAGGGGUAAAAUAUAUGUCAGCAUAAUGAAUUUUGAGACAUUCAUUUGUGUAUUUCCUUUGGGAAAUCCCUCGUACCCAGCAUAUAUGAUAGCUCUUUGUUUGGAAGUUAACAAGAAAGACCUUUACUCUGCUGCUGAUAUAAUGCAAGCUUUUAAUUUGUAUAAGUAACUAGCCUCAAAUUUAAUUAUCACACUAUAUUGUUACUUUUUUCUCUUACAUUAUUCAAAUUUCCUCCACUUUCUUGAGUUUAAAUUUCUUUUAAAAUUGUGCUAUUUCUGAGAGUGAAACAGGCAAUUACACUUAGAAAAUUAGUAAUAGUAUUUAAUAAAGUCAGUGAUUGCUAUGAAUGCUCAAAUAAGUGUUACAUAUCGACUAGAUGCUGAACUUUGAUAGUCAUUUUUCUUUUGAUUAUUCACAAUGUGUCUUGCGGCCUCGUUUAAUCAAAAUUCCUCACCCUACUUGCUUUUUUUUUACUCAUCUUGAAAAAGUUAGCCUUUCAGUAAGUUUUGUGGGUAAGUAGUUUUUAAGUUUAGCUAUGUGCUGUCAUUUGUUGGAUUUUGUUGAAGUGUAUUUGUUGAAGUAUGCGUAUAUGUGUGGGUCGGUAACCACAAACUACAUUUAUAUCUGUUUCAUUUGGGGGAUUUUGUUGUUUUUUUGUAAUGUAAAGAAACGCAAAAUUAUCAAAAUUUCUUAAAUGUGUUAGUUUAGAUUCUUUAUGUGCCUUUCCUGAAAGAUAUGUUUUCAUUAAUUUUACCAAUGGGAGACCUGUAAUAUCCAUAUUAUAAAGGUAUGUAUGAAAUUCAACUAUACUAUGAAUAAAUUUGGAUCAUGAGAAAUACGGUUUUAAAAGCCACAAAGAAGCACAUACUGGUUAUCAUCAUUGAUGAAUUCCUGAACUUUAUUCUGUGUAAUUGUGUUACUAAUAAAUACUAAUAAAUUUAAAUUUUUAAAAUUUUACAAAC